This is a messenger RNA of Acipenser ruthenus (sterlet), 2405 nucleotides long. RefSeq names its product homogentisate 1,2-dioxygenase-like. Bases 163 to 1494 code for a protein of 443 amino acids. NCBI's taxonomy places the organism in Eukaryota, Metazoa, Chordata, Actinopteri, Acipenseriformes, Acipenseridae. Gene Ontology annotation, cellular component: cytoplasm. The transcript has 15 exons. The record is from RefSeq and is a predicted model, not a curated record. Gene Ontology annotation, molecular function: homogentisate 1,2-dioxygenase activity. Gene Ontology annotation, biological process: L-phenylalanine catabolic process.
UGGGAUUCUUCCAUUCAAAAAGAAAAUAGUUAAUGUGACGCUCAUCUUGCAGAAUUCUGGAAGCAACGGGACAGCGCCCAAAAAAAACUAGAGGUUUUUUAUUUAAAAAUAAUAAUAAUAAUAUUUGUUUUGUGAGUGGGAAAUCAUAAAACACCAACUAAUAUGGCAGAAUUGAAGUAUUUGACUGGAUUUGGUAAUGAGUUUGCCACAGAAGACCCUCGCUGCCCAGGAGCUUUACCUGAAGGACAGAACAAUCCCCAGGUUUGCCCCUACGGUCUGUAUGCAGAGCAAUUAUCUGGGUCAGCAUUCACCUGCCCACGGCCAGCCAAUAAGAGAAGCUGGCUGUAUCGGAUCCUGCCCUCAGUGCGUCACAAGCCCUUUGCUCCAGUGGAGCAGGGAGCCCUGACACACAACUGGGACGAAGCUGAGCCGGAACCCAACCAGCUCCGAUGGUUGCCUUUCACUGUUCCUAAAGCAAAUGAAAAGAAGAUAGACUUUGUGACGGGUUUGCACACACUGUGCGGCGCAGGGGAUGCAAGGUCUCGCAAUGGCCUCGCUAUUCAUGUUUACACCUGCAACACUUCUAUGAUUGACAGGUGCUUCAACAACUCCGAUGGUGAUUUUCUAAUUGUGCCUCAGCUUGGAGUACUGCUAAUCACAACAGAAUUUGGAAAGAUGAUGGUGGAGCCUAAUGAGACCUGUGUUGUUCAGCAAGGGAUGCGUUUCAGUGUGGAGGUCUUUGGGGAGACCCGAGGCUACAUCCUGGAGGUAUUUGGUGCCCAUUUUGAACUCCCAGACCUUGGACCUAUUGGUGCCAAUGGCUUGGCUAAUCCCCGUGAUUUUCUGGUGCCCACUGCUUGGUAUGAAGAUCGGAAGGUACCGAGCGGAUACACUGUCAUAAACAAGUACCAGGGCAAGAUGUUUGCAGCUCAACAGGACUUUUCCCCCUUUAACGUCGUGGCCUGGCAUGGAAACUACACCCCCUACAAGUACAACCUUACAAACUUCAUGGUCAUCAACUGUGUGGAAUUUGACCAUGCUGAUCCCUCUAUUUUCACAGUCCUGACGGCUAAAUCAACUCGCCCAGGCGUGGCCAUAGCCGACUUCGUGAUCUUCCCACCUCGCUGGGGCGUGGCCAAUAACACAUUCAGGCCACCCUACUAUCACAGGAACUGCAUGAGCGAGUUCAUGGGCUUGAUCAAGGGCCACUACGAGGCUAAAGCGGAGGGAUUCCAGCCAGGAGGGGGCAGUCUUCACAGCAUCAUGACCCCGCACGGCCCCGACGCAGACUGCUUUGAGAAGGCAAGCCAGGCAGACCUGAAGCCAGAGAGGGUGGCCGACGGGACCAUGGCUUUUAUGUUCGAGUCCUCCUUCAGCAUGGCUGUCACUAAAUGGGGCCUGGACACCUGUAAACGGCUGGAUAAGAAUUAUUAUAAAUGCUGGGAGCCCAUCAAAAGCCACUUCAAUCCCAACUGGAAACCAAGCAGCAAGUAAAACACAGCAGGAGAAACCAGAAGACCAUGGAUGAAGAAACUUUACUGACAAUUCAAUGUUAUGAAAUUUGCUACAAAGAUGGCCUUUUCUGAAUAAAUUGAAGGAAGUUUCUCUCUUUUUUUUCCCCAAAAAAUUUAACUUUGCACAAUUAAAAAAAAAGAAUGUAACAAAUUCAAUUCACACAUUAUGCAAAAUUGCUCAACAGUGCAAAGUGGAACAUUAAUUAUGGAAUAAUACUAAAAGAACAUUUGAGAAACGUUUCAACUAGAAGUUUCUCAAUGUCUUCAGUAUACAUUAACACUAAGAAUUAACAGGUUAUUUUAGUUCUACUAGAACAUUCAUUAAUGUUGAAAUGAAUAGUAAACCAGAUUUAUACUUUUAAAAAUGAUACUCACGCAUCUCUACAGUUUAAUAGGGCAGCAGUGUGGAGUAGCGGUCAGGGCUCUGGACUCUUGACCGGAGGGUCGUGGGUUCAAUCCCAGGUGGGGACACUGCUGCUGUACCCUUGAGCAAGGUACUUUACCUAGAUUGCACCAGUAAAAACCCAACUGUAUAAAUGGGUAAUUGUAUGUAAAAAUAAUGUGAUAUCUUGUAAGUCGCCCUGGAUAAGGGCGUCUGCUAAGAAAGAAAUUAUUAUUAAUAUACUCCCUACAUGUGAAAUUGCAAUAAGGGAAUGGUACAGGUCACUAUGUUAUUGCUCAGAUUAAGUAAUUACACUAUUUUGUAUCAAGUCACAGCCACUUCAGGAUGCAAGUGUGAUGUGUAAUUUUUUUUUUUUUUUUUUUUUUUUUUUUUAAAUAGUGACGAAUCACGUAUUUAAUUUGUAUAUUAAAAGAACAAAACAUUCCUGUUAAACUCCUUAGUAAAAUGUAUUAAUACAAAUAUGAAUAAAUAAAUAAACAAACAAUCUA